Toxotes jaculatrix (banded archerfish) is the source of this 1545-nucleotide messenger RNA. It is a transcript of the gene atp6v1d, whose product is annotated as ATPase H+ transporting V1 subunit D. The transcript is spliced from 9 exons. The record is from RefSeq and is a predicted model, not a curated record. NCBI's taxonomy places the organism in Eukaryota, Metazoa, Chordata, Actinopteri, Toxotidae. Gene Ontology annotation, molecular function: proton-transporting ATPase activity, rotational mechanism. The coding region runs from base 212 to 958 and encodes 248 amino acids. Gene Ontology annotation, cellular component: proton-transporting V-type ATPase complex.
CAGAGGCCAGCUGAUCAUCACUGACAGAGUCUCGGACAAGAUCACGACCGAGAGCUCGGUCUCUGCUGCUAAUCCUGCACGAAAAAAACAACUGCUUUUCUUGUAUUAUAUGUACAGAUUAGUACGUUAAUACCAAAUCUAACGUUUUGGUAUUUAUUUGAGGAAACGGAGGUAAACAGAAGACAGCAAUUAUCGACCAAAAGACGAGAAGAUGUCUGGAAAAGACAGGAUCGACAUAUUCCCCUCCAGAAUGGCUCAGACCAUCAUGAAAGCUCGGCUGAAAGGGGCGCAGACCGGCCGCAACCUGCUCAAGAAGAAAUCUGAUGCCCUCUCCAUGCGCUUCCGUCAGAUCCUUCGCAAAAUUAUUGAAACUAAGACCAAGAUGGGAGAAGUGAUGAGAGAGGCAGCCUUCUCUUUGGCUGAAGCCAAAUUUGCAGCUGGAGACUUCAGCACAACUGUAAUCCAGAAUGUCAACAAAGCCCAAGUGAAGGUCCGAGCCAAGAAAGACAAUGUGGCAGGUGUUACCUUGCCAGUUUUUGAACACUACCAAGAAGGCGGGGACAGCUAUGAGCUGACUGGCCUGGCCAGAGGAGGAGAGCAGCUCUCCAGGUUGAAGAGGAACUACGCCAGAGCUGUGGAGCUGCUGGUGGAGUUGGCCUCCUUACAGACAUCCUUUGUCACUCUGGAUGAAGCCAUAAAAAUUACCAACCGCCGUGUGAAUGCUAUUGAGCAUGUGAUUAUCCCCAGGAUUGAUCGCACCCUCACCUACAUCAUCACGGAACUGGAUGAGAGAGAACGAGAGGAGUUUUACAGGCUGAAGAAGAUCCAAGAGAAGAAGAAGCAGCUCAGGGAGAAGACAGACCUGGAGAUUGCAGCUCGCCUGGCAAAGCUGGGUCCCAUCGCAGAGCCCUCCAACAUGCUGACAGAGGAGAUGGAUGAAGACCUGCUGUUCGAGUGAUGGGCUUCUUUGGGGUGGCAGUCACAGACUUCACCUAUCAUCCUAUUUAUUCUGUGCCUCUCUGGCCAAGUCUAUGUCUUCUCAUGCAAGUGAUGAAAGUUGUUUUUUUGUGUACUUGUCAUUGAUGAUUUGAUCUGUUGUUUCAGUGCUGGAAAGUACUGUGUGUCUCCAGAUGUGUCACUGUACAGAACCAAAGUGUUGUUGCACUUGGUAGUUACCCACAAGGGAGUUAAUUUACUGUUAUAAAAUCUAAAUAAUAAGAAUAUAAGUAUGUUUACACAUGGCUUGCGAGUGAAAUUAAGAAAGCAUUCUGUGUGACUGAUUAACUUGUACAUACUUCAGUUUGCUCACAACAUUUAGAGCCAUUGCAUGCUGAAAAGCUUAAGGUGGUUGUAGAUUUCAAAGAGUGAAUGAGUCUGUGUUGUGGAGGCCCGUCCCACUGCUGACCUCAUAUCACGGGGUUGUUGUUGUUUCCUCAUUUCAUGAGGAUGUUUACCAUUGAACUAGAGCCCCUAAUGUGACCCCGCUGUAAAAUGUGUGCAAGUCAACAAUGUCUUCAUCCAAAUAAAGAUAUUCGAAACAUUCAA